Amoebophrya sp. A25 is the source of this 1594-nucleotide messenger RNA. The record is from the annotation of a GenBank genome assembly. NCBI's taxonomy places the organism in Eukaryota, Dinophyceae, Syndiniales, Amoebophryaceae.
GCUUUAUUCACUUCUGGCUGUCGACUGUUGUUCUAUAUCUUUUGUUCUUGAACAAAUUAUAUUGAUGUAGCUCGAUCACCUAUUAUUUCAGGCUUAAGGUUAUGUUCUUAAUUUUGUGACAAAUUUAUGGAUAGAGGUUCUUGGAACAAAAAAAUAUUUCUAGGGUUCUUUAGGAGUACGUCGGAGUAUUUCGGGAUCUUUACGUUGUAGAAUUCAAGGUGUACUAGUAAAUUCUCUCAAGAGGUCGACGUUCCAAUCCAAGACCGCGACUUUGUAUAGUCUAAAUGAAAUGAUGCUGCUAGUCUAGUGGUUUUAUUGUCAUCAUGGUUUUAUUCUAGCUUGACGUUUUUCAUCCAGUUAAUAUGUUGUAUACCUACAUCAACCGUCGUUUACUGAACAGAUACACAUUCUGAACUACAGUGAAACACCAAGUGCAGAGUGUGGUUUUUAUUUCAAUAGGAUGACAGAUAUGAACGGACAAAUUACAAAAGGCUUCAAAGCGCAACCUGUUUCGUUCGAAAAAAUUCCUACAGCGUUCGAAUUAUUUUCGAACGGGUUCGGAAUAUUUUCGAAUAGUUCGAAGCUGGAAGUCUCAAACUAUUCCCCAUAUUCGAAAAAAAAGCGACUUCUUUGCAAAAAAAGCCGUAUAUUUUCGAAUAUGGCGACUUUUUCCAAAUUCUUGGCAAACAUUUUCGAACUAUUCUAAAAUAUUCGCCAACUCGUUCGAAAAUAUUGCCCAACUCGUUCGAAAAUAUUCCCGAACGCUGUAGGAAUUUUUUCGAACGAAACAGGCUGCGCUUUGAAGCUUUUUGUAAUUUGUCCGUUCAUAAUGACAGAAACAGAAUCUCUUGUUGGACCGCAACGGUGGCAGCGUCCGAACGGCAGACCAUUCUGACCAGUAAUAAAGUAGAGGUAAAUUUUUCUAUUUUGUAAAUUUGAAUCCUUGUUGAAGAUGUUUGCUUAAUUAGGGGCGAGUUUGCUUACACACGAUGAACACGAUAGAUGUGAAUCGAUAGGGUUGACAUCUGUAAUCGAUAGAUAAGCAUAUGGGCGGGCAGAUGAGUCCUUGAUUUCGAAGAAAUAGAAAUUUUCGAUUCAGAAGGAAGCAUGUUGAUGGCGAUAUAGAUUUACUGGAGUGCCAGAAUUGUAGUUUUUUUGAUUGUCAGAUCGUGAACGAAUAACUUCUUCCUCUUCGACGACGUCCAAGAGAAGAACAGCCGACGACAAGCGAAAGGCGCAUCUUGUCAAUCAGCCGCCGCCUACUAGGACUAUUGCCCCUGGAGUUUUUUGAUGCAGUUUAAUUUUGAACGCACAGAAUCCUGCGCGUUUUACUUUUUACUCUAGAAAUUCAUGACUGAAUCAAUGCCGGGGGUACGGGUGUUAUGCAGGAAUGAUUUAUUCAAUCACAUUGCGCAUACUAAUUCUAAUGGCUCUUGCAGAAUUUAAUUAAUUCCUGAGACGACUGAGUGGCUAAAUCAAUCCGAGUAUCGUUCAACUAGUGGUUUUCUUACUUGUGCAGCGGCGUGGUUCACAGGAAUGUGAUGAUCUUUUAGGAAUCGUCAUUUUCAUUACAAGAGCUACAUCGAAAUCGGAU